Molecule: messenger RNA, 654 nt
Organism: Hyaloperonospora brassicae
Lineage: Eukaryota; Oomycota; Peronosporomycetes; Peronosporales; Peronosporaceae
Source: the annotation of a GenBank genome assembly
AUGGUCGUGCGCGCUGACAACCGUAAGAAGCGCAAUUAUGACAAACGUCUUCUUAUGACGUACAAGAUGGGGUUAGAGCGCAUCCAGAAUGGCGAAGACAUAGCAGGUGUCACUGAUCGAAUCCAUCACGAGGACCUUCCGCGCACGUUGCGAUCAUACAUAUCGAGAGUGGGUGGUCUCAGUGACGACACGGGUGAAGUCGAAGAUGACGCUGAUACUGCUCAUGUCGCCGUCGAAGACGCCGAUCGUAGUGCUGAUCGUGAUGCUAGAAGGGACGCCGAACGAUUCACCGAGAUGAUGCAGGCAACACAGCGCGUUCCACUAUUUGCGAUGCCCAGUGUGGCGUUACAAGUGACGCUGAAGAUGCUGAGGCUCGUGCCACUGAUCGUGAUGGUGAUGCUAAUGUACCAGUCGAAGUUGGUAAUCAAGGUGGCACCAAUCGUGACUCUUCUCAUGAUGUCGAAGAUAUCGUCGAAGCUACGUCGCACGGAUGCCUGGAUGGACAAUGAAAGCAGUGACCAAGGUGACGAUAGUCGCGAUCCUGCUCAUCAUGUCGAAGAUGUUGUCGAAGAGUACGUCGAACGAAUGCCGGGACGGACGAUGAAGUUGAUGGUCAAGGUGAUGCUGGUAGCGAUCUUGCUUGUAAUGUCAUAG